Messenger RNA from Tigriopus californicus, 2783 nucleotides. RefSeq lists its product as uncharacterized. The transcript is spliced from 7 exons. Gene Ontology annotation, cellular component: cortical actin cytoskeleton. Lineage: Eukaryota; Metazoa; Arthropoda; Copepoda; Harpacticoida; Harpacticidae. Gene Ontology annotation, molecular function: myosin binding; actin binding. Bases 827 to 2755 code for a protein of 642 amino acids. The record is from RefSeq and is a predicted model, not a curated record.
AAUUUGGUUCGUCUAAAGGAGGGGUCAGCAACCUGAUCGACCACAGCCCACAUAAAGGUCCCGAGGUGUCUUUUUGUUGGAUCUCCCAACCUCUCACAAAAGUGUCCUAAUAUUGAGCGUUGAGCUCUCCGAGAGUUUCGCCAAUUCCGUGUCAGUGUAAUGCGUUUGCUUCAAAAUCAUGGCCAUAUCAAGUCGAAACCAAAAUCUGGAACCGCUCAAAAGAAGUACAAAAAAGUGUCAAUUGGUCACAUUCAGUACAUCAAAAAUUAUUGAGCAUGAACCCUCCUUCCUUUGUCAGACAGACGAGAUGGCCCUUAGAUAAACGCUCGCCGACCAUCUUUUUCUCCCAUUCCGACACCCCAUGUGCUCAAAUUUGAAUGCAAAUAACUUAAAAUAUGCAGUCUCAUGCUGGGUGCAUGACACCAAUGAUCGGAGCCUGACAGGACACCAAUGCUAAUCUGUCCAUUUACAGUCAACCCAAGAGCAAUCUCGUGUUUGAAAAGAACUCGUUGAAAAUUCAAAGCUUAAGUGAAAGUGAGAUAAAUCCAAGAAAAAGGGUCCCUCUUUAAGCGAUCGGAAUUCAAGACGUGUGAUGAUCGUCGUUGAGCUCAUCAGGCAUGCUAGAACAACACGGAGAAGGUACCACACUAGACAAAGAACACUCCAAAAUAAAUAGAUCCUGUCCAUCCACUUGAUGCCACUCCAGAUAUCCAAAAAGAGUCCAUGACGUGGGUGCUUCAACACUCGAUCCUCUCAAGCAAUCAAGAAAAGGACAACCGGGGAUGCAAAUCGACAGUCGUCCACACGUUAUGUGGCAACAUUGAUAAUGAAAAAGAUAUACAGCACUCCUCGUUCGUUCCAUUUGCCCAUCCCAACAACCAACAAUACCUAUGGAUACUCAGGACGAAGCUUUGUGGAAGGAAGUCAAGCCCAAAGGGACCGUCUUCUCCGUUUAAAAGCAGAAUUGGCCAUGUUAAGAAAGAAAGGUGCCCUCAAAGUGAAUCAGAACCACCCAGUAUGGCACGUGGAUCCCAAUCGAUCGUGUGGAAGGUGCCGAGCAGAGCUGGGACGCAUUAUGAACCGCGGGGCGUUCUGCAAGGCCUGCAAAGUGCGCGUGUGCAAAAAUUGUCGCGAGUACAAUCUCAAGGGAACCGACUGGAUUUGCACCGUUUGUCACAAGAAUUUAGAGAUUCAAGUCGCCAGUGGAGAAUGGAUCAAGGAACACAUGUCUCAUUCAGGCGUGAUCCAAGUCAAGAAGAAGACCUCGAGGCAUUACGUCCCAACAACUCCAGUCGACCUCAUCAAAAGCAACAAGAACAUCAAGCGAUCUUGGACUAUUUCCAAUCCAAGUGGCACAGGUGGGCCUCAAAUUCAGACCAGAAGUCAAUCAGACCCCCGAAACCCUUUCAGCGACGACCCUCGGCUCCCUCCUCCCAAAAUCGCCCCGCCUUUGUUUCUAAACAUUCCCCCGCCACCCACCACCUCACCGCCUCCAAUCCCGACCAAUCAGAGAUAUGUGCCGGCAUUCCAGCCCCCGGGGGUGAUGCCCCGUCGAAAUAUACCUCUUAGAUCUCAAUCCAUGUCGACAGCUGAUCAUUCCACCCGGUUCUACCCUCACAGGCGUCCGCCUAUGGAAAGAGCGGAACUGGCUGACACAGACACUGAUCUCAUGGAUCCACGAAAGUAUCGGACCCUGGAGGGAAUGGUUGGGCGUGGUAGGGGUGGACACGCCAUCAUAACUCAUCCGGAAAAUGGCGGGUACAACACCAACAGCUUGGAACGGGGCAUGAGGCGACGCUUGCCCGAUAUCCCUCCGUCCAGGAGUCUGCCCCGACCUGCCAAACGAGGGCAGAGUGACUCGAGGAGUCGGGACAGAAAUGGAGAUCAAAAGAGAUCCCAGAGCUUUGGGAACGAGCUUGAUGAGUCCCGUCGCGGAAAUCAUUACCUCUCAGAUGGUCCCCAUGUCAAAGACAGUUCCAAAAAUAAGGAAGGUCGCGUUGUACGUGAACCAACCCCUGAUUACGACGGUUCAUCAAUAACAGGAGACCCAGUCCUGUCAGGGAAACAGAACCCACAUCUUGGUAUUACUAGUUUGCCGGAUACUGAGCGCUCACAUGAGGUGUACUUUGCUGACAACAUUGCUUCAACCGCUGCUGCUGGUAGAGUAUCUGCAAAUUUCCCUGGUCUACCAGAUUAUCACCCUUUGGACUUGGCUUAUACGGUGAUCGAAGAGCGACCCGAGGAUGAGGCCUUGGCCACAGAAUCUGAGGACAAUGGCUCAGUUUUGGAGCAUUCAUUACUCGGAUCUAUUUCUCAAGUAUCUGACACGUGCUCCUCGAGGCCUUUGAUCGUUAUUCAAACCUGGAAUGAGAGGCAAGGUAUUGAAGAGCCUUCGUUUUCUCGAGGGUCCAGUAUUCGGAGUGGCCUUCGAGGUAAACGAGGGAGUCGAAAGAACUCCCAAGUGAUCAAUGAGGCGUCAGUGCCUUUGAAGCCCACCUCACCGAAGCUUCACGAGUCACUUUCCUGCUCCGUGACGUCUCCUACGACCUCUUCGAUCUCAUCAUUGCCUUCGCUAAUGAGCGGCUCUUCAGGGAAAACCCCGAACUCCUUGGAGGUACUGCCGUCAAUCGUCCAAUCUGAAGAUAACAGAUUAGAUUUCUCGAAUUCAUUGAAUCGGAGUGAUUCCAAUACUACCCGCUCUAGCUAUAGCCUUGACAACACUUCUUUGGAUGCUUCUGACAUUUCUUAUUUCUAGCUGUUUUAAUAAAACUUGGUGACUUGGC